Molecule: messenger RNA, 1443 nt
Organism: Capsaspora owczarzaki ATCC 30864
Lineage: Eukaryota; Filasterea; Ministeriida; Capsasporidae
Product: microsomal dipeptidase
Exons: 7
Coding region: 1-1443 (480 amino acids)
Biological process (GO): proteolysis
Molecular function (GO): metallodipeptidase activity
Source: RefSeq, a predicted model, not a curated record
AUGUCUGGUCGCCCUCAACUCCGUGGCCUCGUCCACAAGCAACUCAUGAAGGACAUUGGCCUCGCCUUUGUUGUCGGCGGCGCUGCCAUGCUCGCCUGGAACGCCACCAUCAAGUGGCCCACUGAGCGCCGAUACAACGAGUUCAACAAGCAGCUCGCUGAGGUCAAGAAGCGCGCCGCUGCCACCUGGAACCAUCCUUUGCUGGCCCCAAGCGCGCUGGAUCGGUGCGUCGCACGGGUGGUUGUCGUCGCUGCCGCCGUGCUCGUGGUCACCGCCGCGGUCGUCGCCGGUGUCGUCAGCUCGCUCUCCAGCUCAGACGACGACAACCAUCACGACGGCCCUCCGACAAACAGGAGCGACUAUCUGGGUCGGGCGCUCUAUCUGCAGUCCAAGUUCCCCUUGAUCGACGGACAUAACGAUCUGCCUUACCAGCUCCGAAUCCAAUUCGGAAACAACGUGUCGCUCGCUGAUCUUGCUGGCGGUCUCAACACGACUCAGACAGACAUUCCUAAACUUCGCGCAGGCAAGGUCGGAGCUCAGUUCUGGGCGUGCUAUGUCGACUGCAGCACGUCCCAGUUUACCGAUGCUGUGCGCACCUCACUCGAUCAAUUGGAUACCAUCAAGCGCAUUGUCGGAAAGUACCCCCACGUCUUUGCAAUGGCCUACACGGCCAAUGACAUCCGUACUGCGUUUGCGCAGGGCAAGAUUGCCUCGUUGAUUGGCGUGGAGGGUGGCCAUGCCAUCGACUCGAGCCUUGCCACAUUGCGCAUGUUUUACGAUCUGGGCACCCGUUACAUGACUCUGACGCACACCUGCAACACGCCGUGGGCUGACUCGUGCGCGCAGACCCCCGUCCUGAAUGGUCUGUCGGACUUUGGUCGCGAAGUCGUGCUCGAGAUGAACCGGCUGGGCAUGCUGGUGGAUUUGAGCCACGUUUCUCCCGACACGAUGCGCGCAGCCCUCGACACGUCCGUCGCUCCCGUCAUUUUCAGCCACUCAUCGGCCUAUGCCUUGUGCAACAAUGCUCGCAAUGUGCCUGAUGACGUGAUUGAACGCAUGCCUGCGAACGGCGGUCUGAUCAUGGUCAACUUUUAUUCUGGAUUUAUCAACAGCACUGGCACUGCUACACUCGAGCAGGUGGCCGAUCACAUUGUCUACAUUGCGGGAAAGUCGAGCUGGGACAACGUGGGUCUUGGCGGCGAUUACGAUGGCGUCGCCACCCUCCCAGUCGGUCUUGAGGAUGUCAGCAAGUAUCCGUACCUGACUGCCGAGCUGCUUCGGCGCGGUGUCUCGGACGAGAAUGUCAACAAGCUGAAUGGCGGCAAUUUGUUGCGUGUCUUUGAAGCUGCCGAGAAGGUGGCUCAACAAUUGCAACAAACGACCAUUCCGUCAGAAGCUGCGAUUGGCAAGUACUUGAACUACAGCUGCCGCCCUGAUUUUUGA